UUUAGGCUUAUGCAAAAGUUGGUAUUCGUUACUGGGAACGUGAAUAAAGUAAAAGAAGUGCGCGCUAUUCUUGGAGAUUGGUUCAUGAUCGAGAAUGAAGACAUCGAUUUGCCGGAAUAUCAAGGAGAACCAUCUGAAAUAGCCAGGCUUAAAUGUUUGACAGCCUCACAACGACUGCAACGGCCCGUGAUAGUUGAAGAUACGUGUCUGUGUUUUAAUGCUCUUGGAGGUCUGCCAGGGCCGUACAUCAAGUGGUUCCUUAAGAACUUGGAGCCUCACGGUCUCCACAAAUUGUUAGCUGGUUUUGAAGAUAAAACCGCAUAUGCACAGUGUAUAUUUGCAUAUUGCGAAAACUCUUCUAAACCUGUCCUCCUUUUCGAAGGAAGAACGAAUGGAAGAAUAGUUGAACCCAGAGGAGACACGAAUUUUGGUUGGGAUCCAUGUUUUGAACCAGAAGGUUUCUCACAAACAUACGCAGAAAUGGGCUGUGCGAUGAAAAAUACGAUUAGUCAUAGAAGUAAGGCCUUGGCACAGCUGAGAAAUUAUUUUGAGAAUAAAUCUUGA
This is a messenger RNA of Loa loa (African eye worm), 564 nucleotides long. RefSeq names its product rdgB/HAM1 family non-canonical purine NTP pyrophosphatase. The coding region runs from base 10 to 564 and encodes 184 amino acids. The transcript has 4 exons. The record is from RefSeq and is a predicted model, not a curated record. Gene Ontology annotation, molecular function: nucleoside triphosphate diphosphatase activity. Gene Ontology annotation, biological process: nucleoside triphosphate catabolic process. Gene Ontology annotation, cellular component: cytoplasm. Lineage: Eukaryota; Metazoa; Nematoda; Chromadorea; Rhabditida; Onchocercidae.